GGGGUCUCCUGUGUGGGUCUGCAUCACAUCCAUCCUCAGCAGAACCAGAGCCGCACCGAAUCCUCAUCCAGAAGAGUCUGCAGAGCAUCUUUGAGCCGGUAAGAAAACUCAAACUCAAAUCUGAAACAGGUGCCUGAAAACUUAAGAUUUGAUCUACAUCUGCAUUUAUGAGACACAAACACCCAACGUGGGUUCAGUUUUAGUGAGUCAGAGGCUGCACCUGCCAGGAACCAACCUUCACAUGACUGAACCAACUUUUACAGGAGAUAGAGGACGGGUUUCCUUAAAGUUUCAUGGUACAAGAUUCAGGAGUUCAACAGAAAUGUAAAGAUUUUUGAAGGAGAAAAAAGCAAAGCUACUAUUUAAAACCAUUUUUUUUUUAUUUGUAAUUUUAUGGCUGAGUCGUUUUAACUGUCAAAAGUAAGCACUUCAUUAAAAAGCAUUAAUAUAGAGUAUAAAGUGUAAGUUAUCACACAAGUGUUGGUGAUUUAUACUCAGAAAAAUAUCCUAAAAGUUAAAAAGCAGCAGAGAGGAGAAAGUGUUGAAACUCUGAUCCUCAUAUUUUUAAUAAUUUUUUUGCCUUUUGUCUUUUCUUAUCUGAUUUUUAGGAACUGCGUAGCUUUCACACACAGAGAUGAUUAAAAAAAACAAACUGUGGUCAGAUAAACGGUGUCUGGGGUGUCGCUGAUGGUUCACCGCCAAAAACCACAAUGACGCGCUCACGUAUUCAAAACCAUUUUCUCUCUUCUGUCCAGGAAAAGACGACGGAGUGAGGGAUGGAUUUGAUUAAAAAUGUAAAUUAAACUCAGCAGCAAUUAUCCAAGACUAGAUCGUGAUAAGAGUUUUAAAGGGAGACAAAUGUGAUGUAUGUCAGCUGUUUAUUUGAGGUUAUUUACACAUUAGACAUAAAAGACAGUUAAGAGCAAUAAUACUUCAACACUGUGCAGGGGUUAGGUUGUAUAAAGAUACCCCUCCUUUAGGAUAGACAGAUUAGUAAUGACAAAGUUUACAAAGACAAGAGGUCAAUUAGAUUUAGAUAGAUAAGUGAACAUAGAUGCUGAUUGUAGGAUUUAGGAUCGUUCUCAGUCAGAGUCUCUCAUUGGUCUGAUAGCAGUAUUAACAAAACCUCAAAUGAACAGAGUGAGACACAGUUAACAUGAAAGUUUGGUGAAUUUAACAUAAUAUUUAAUAAGUCUAAUGUUUUAGGUCCCUGCUGAUCUGUCUGCUGUAAACAUUUGGAGGCGUAUUUAAAGAGUGUUUGCAGGUGUUUAAAUAAGAAAACUCUGAGAAAUAUUGUAGAGAAAGGAAAUAUAGUCCUACCUUUAAAAGACUAAAUACUAAAUUACCUGAUUUGGUCGUAAAAUUAGAUGUUCUGCAAAAUUUCUUGUAAAUGGAAAAUCCAUCUGAUCCCCAAAUCUACCAUUAAUUAAUAUUUUAACGAUAAUAAAAACAUGAAUCCACCUCCAGCUCUGUCUGUCACUGAUGUAACAGUGAAACGUCAUCAGUCAUAUCUACAAUGGUGUUUUCUGUUAUUCUGUUUUACUUUAAAAAGACAUUAAUAUGAAAUUCAGUCUUUUUAAUUAAUGUUAGAAAAACUCCUCACUGGAGCUUUAAGUUCACAAAAUCCACUUUCAAACAGAUUUCAACAAAAUUAAUCAAACCAAAGAGAACUUUUUUUAACAUGAAUAAAAACAUUGACUUAAACUCAGAAACAUUAGAAAAUCAACUUUAAUAUUUUUGAUUUAAAAGUGACAAACACAAGAAAAAAACUCCUCAUCAGGUUUAUGAAGAUUAGUAAAAAUUAAACUCUCUGAGGUUGUUUCACUUCUUUAUUUUCCUUAAAUUGAACACAAACUCUUUAUUGUGACUUUCUCGAACAUUUAUAUGAGAAAGUCUUUCCUCUCAGUGUGAUCAUGAGUCAUGGGUCAUUUCCGGACUUUUUAAAACCUCUUAAAAACUCGCUCUCUCUCUGAUCUCUCAUGCUCAGCUCCUGUCCUCCACCUCACAGCAGCGACUCUCUCUGUAUCUCCAACAUCUUCGUAAAAACAGGGGACAGGUUUCUCUCUCCAUCCAUCCAUCCAUCUGCAGGUCCGAUCUCAAAGGUGUGAACUUUAUCAUCUGCAUCAUUAACUGUUCACACAGACCCCCUCCCUCCCUCCUCCUUUAAAUAGGAGUUUGGACCGGGACCAAAGAGUUUCCACUGGUUUUGUGUUUCCGAGGAUGCUGGCUGAAUGCCAGCGCUCAGAUAGGAAUCACACAGCGCACCGACAUCCCUUAAUGGCAGUUAAUAAAACCACCCAGGAAAUGCAAUAAGUGCAAUCAAGUGUAAUUAAAUGUACGUUUUUGUUUUUUUUUUGAUGAUAGGAAAUGAAAGGUGUGGUCUGUAACUAUUACAAACAGCAGUAAGAAUAGAAGUCACAGCAAACAGAUGCACACAAACUCAAAAUUUAUUUGCAUUUGAUGAACUCAUCCCCUAAAAAUAGACCAACCUAAACUGUGCACCUGCUCAUGUCACUGUUUCCAUCAAUCCGGGACAAAUACCCGCUGAUCCUCCACACUUUCUUCUUCUUCUUCUUCUUCCCGGAUUAUUAAACAGAGCCCAACACAAAGAUGAAACUGGAACAAUGACUUCCUCAGUCCAUCCGAGUUUCCCAUGAGAAACAAUAACAGAGAAAAAAAAAACGCUCACGAGCAAACAGUCACGCCUGGCUGUACACACUCCUCUAACUCCACACGCAAACAGCACAGAGCCGACGGCGCCGUGGACGUUUAGAGACUCCUCAGACCUCCAUGAUGACCUUUUGUCUUUUUAGUGAAUCAGCAAGGUCAAACACUCGAGGACUCAAAUCUAUAUUCAUUAACUUUCAUCCUGUUACUUUCAGCGACAAUAAAAAUGAGCUCACAGCUGUGGUUCGAGUCAGAUUGGUCCAACUGACCUGAAACUUUUAGAUAAAACUAUUAAAAUUAAGCACCUUUGAAUAUUAUUCUGCAUGAAAAUCAACUGAAAGGAACAAAAAUUGUGUGAAUUUUUUCAUUUAAAGCUCCUGUAGGGAGUUUUUUAAAGACUGAAGUGAACGGUGACGUAUCUCUGAAAAAAACGGUGUUGUAUAUUUAAUGCCUGUAACUGCAGUGAGUGAGCAGAAACACUAAACAAACAGCUUUAGUUAAUUUACCCCACAGCAGAUAUUCAUGGAGGAUAAUAAACGACACCUUUAAAAGACAACCAAGGAGAUUUAUUGUCAAGUAAUACCACAUUUAUACUACAGGGGGCGCUGAAGUUUGACUUGUAGUUAAUAUUCUAACUAAAAUUCAGCCUUUCAUAAUGUCUUUGGUCAGUUUUAUUAGUGUAACUUUUAUCAAUCAAAUAAUUGGUAAUCAAUAAAAACUUUAACAGACUCUUUUUCAAUAAUCUUUUAAGGGCCUGUGUCCAUUCGGAGUGUUUUUUUUUUUUUGACUCCCACAGCUUCCAUUUUUAGAACGCCUCUCAACAGCGUUUAUUGUUGCUAGGUUACAAAAGUCGGCCAAUGGCGCUGAGCUUCCCUUAUCAAUAACAUUUAACUCUGUUUUUAAAAUGCCUCUAAGCUUCACGUGAGUUUUAAUUUGAUAAAAGUUUAAAAAGAAAACUUCACCAGAGGAUAAGGACCAAAUUAAGUUUUGUUUGAGUUUUGUUUUUGAAUUCAGGAGUAAAUUUGUGAUUUUGUGACAGUAAAGUCAUAAUUUGAUGUUCCUAAAGUCACAGAAAAAAGCCGUACAGUUAUAAGAAGACAAAAUACCAUUAAACUUUAACUUUUUACUACGAUUUAAGAUUUCAUUCUUGCAAAGUCACAUCUCUAUUCUUAAAGCUCCUGUGAGGAACUGUCUGUUUGUGUUGAUUUUGGCGCCCCCUACAUAAGUUAGCGCCUGAGGUGAAAAGUGCUCUGGGUUUGUGUUCUCGUGUUCUCGUGUGCUCAGCUCAGAUAGUUUCCAGAGUCACGUUGGCGUUCACUCGACGUUCACUCUGGAAAUGAAAAAAUCCAAUCCAGCGUUCAUCUAGAAUUCAUGGUGUCGGUACGAACCUGCUCUCACAUAAUCACCCUCUCCAUGUGAGUCUUCAGGCAUGUAGAAGGAAUGAGGUUCCCAGGGUGGACGCCUGUGUGGAGGAGUCUCUUCCCGUCCGUGUCAAAGGCUGACUUUGCCGAGUAAAUGGAGCGAGCUCUAAUGCUCCUGAAAUGAAUAUCAGCGUCUUGACCAAACUCAUUUAGAGAUCAGUCAGGGUCUUAAUCCCUCUCCUCGGGGGUGUGUGUUUGUGUCUUUUUCUUGUGCCCCCUCUUCCUUUUGGAAGAAGGUAAUAUGGCUAAAUUUGCUUUGCUAAUGGGCUUAGCGCAAGCUGUCGCAGAGCCGAGUCGACACGCAGCAGCCGGGCCGGGAUACCAGCGGCUUUUAAUCUGACUCCUGAUGGAGUGAAAGGGAGAGAGGGUGAGAGCUUACCAGAAGUUUAGAGAUAAAAGGAAACCGGGGAGGAGGUUUUACAGUGGGGGGGUUCAGGACCAAAGAGUGGAGGGGAAACUUCUCCAGGGGGGAGGGCGGGGGGAGAUAACUUCAUUUAACUUCAGGGAAGCUGUGAAGGAGAAAGUACACCUUUAACCAGGAGAUGAAAAUAACCUGAACGAUAAAAUCAGACGAGGGAAAAACACAGCGUCUGUUCUGAGAGGUGUUUACUCUGUAAGAGAUGAAGGUCAUCUUUAUUUAAAAACUCAAAACACUCUGCAGAAAUUAAAUAUUAUCAGUCCGUAUGGUGAGGGUUAAACACAGAGAGCUGCUCUAGAGAGAAAUUUAACAAAUCCACCCGGUAAGAUUUGAACUUUUACAGGAUUUACCAAAGAAACUUUUCGGUCAUAUGUGUCAGAUCUUGUUUUAAAUCAAGAUCAGGAUGUCUAACAUGAUUCCUGGUCGAUGCUGUAUGACCUUAAGGAGUUUCACCUCAAUCCCUCAAAAAGCAUGUUGCCAAAAUAAUCUCAAGAAAAAACAUAAAUCCUGGUUAGAAAACACCCAGAAAAGACUCAAAAAUUAUCUUUAUUUACACUAGAAGGCAAAAAGUAAAAUCUAAAAACACAAAACCGUCCAAUAUUGAAAUAAAAGGAUUAUUAUUAACUGAACAUGAUCAGAAGUUUCACUUUUUGGCUCUUUUUCUGUCCUAUUUUAAAGCUCUAAUGAAAAACCGUUGGUUGUGUCAACUUUGGCGCCCCCUGUGGACAAAGUACUUAAUGACAUUUUCUCCUGUAAAUAUGUCUGUUGUGUUUUCUAACGUCAGAAUCUCAUCCUGCUUUCUUUCAUGGUGAAUUUAUGAUGUUGGAAAAUGUUAAAUAAAGAGUGUUUUUUAGGAUUUUAGUUUUUCUUUAAUUAGAGAAUCUGCAUUAAUGAACAUUUACAUGUAAAUCUAUGAGAUUAUAGCCAAGCGGCUCAUUUCCAGCCCCAGUCCCAUCAGCAGGUUGGUGUCAAAACCUAAAAACAAACAUCGUUAUAAUCGGAGUGAAACACACCGAUCAUAUCAGCAACAAUAUAGAUGACACACAAAGUUCUCCUCACUGACCUUUGACCUUUGCAGAGCCGUCUGAAAACCUCAGCCAUAGCUGUAGUUUAUGUUUACGUUUGAUUUCCUCUUAUUGAACUUUGAACCCGUGUUUGUAGAUGCAGUGAUAAACUGAGUUCAUAGAAAAUGUUUGAUGGAAGAGCGUUCGGGUUUAUACGGUGAAUUCCACUACAGAGUCGUGACUGUUGAUGCAGGUCUGAGUCCAUGCUCUGCUUUUCUCUCUUGUUUUCUCUGUAGAGUCGUUUCUAUAAACUCUCUCCACGUUUAAUGAUGAAAUAAACUUUAGAUGGUUAAAUCUGUUUACAGUUUAACUCUGAGGAACUUUAUUCUGGGACUGUUGAACUUAUUCGCUCACGCAGUCUCUCACAGAAGUGGUGAACCUCUUCCCGUCUUUCCUCAGGACAGACUCGGCUUCUCCUCAGACCCACUUAGUUCAGGGAUGUUCUGCACGGUAAAUUUUCCACCAAACAACAAACAACAGCCGCUCACUGACGUGUGGAGUUGUGGUUGUGCGUUUUCCUCUGAUCUGAUUGGAUCUGAUCGUCUGACAGUGAAUCACUUUGCAGUUUUAUGACCCUGAAUAAUAAAUCCACGCCUCUCCUUAAACAUGUGCGGUGUGGACGCACACUUCCUGCUCUGUGUGUGUGUGUGUGUGUGCCCGCUCAUAUGCCAGCUGUGGCGGGUACACACUCUGUCCGCCAUAUGCGCUCUCACCCUGAGAUUACAACACUUGUGCCACAGCUGACGUCCGUAAACGAUCAUCUGAUGAUGGCGGUUUCCUGUCCAGGAGGAUCUCUCGGAGUCCUCGUCUUCGUAAUAAAACUGACGUGCAGGUUUUUUCUUUUCCGUGCACGCUCUCCUCCGCCACAUUAUCUAAGUUGAUUAAAAACUCCAGCUGACAGUGGAGACAGACGGCACCUUGAAAGCCGAGGCAGACGGCGGAGCUGCUUCAGGUCUCAAUAAGAGUCACCUACCCCCGACACAUCAGCCUUUCUGGACCACUGACCCACACUUAAGAGACUCAGGCCAAUCCAGUUUGGCCCCAUGGAUGUCAGAGCGGUGUGUGUGUGUGUGUGUGUGUGUGUGUGUGUGUGUGUGUGUGUGUGUGUGUGUGUGUGUGUUCACUCCCUUUAGGGUCAUUUCCCCCAGUAUCUCCAUUAGGGUUCUUAAAGAGCAUCAAGAGGAGCUCACCUCAGUCCAGCGUCGAACGUUGACAAAGAGCGAGUCUCUCUCUCUCUCUCUCUCUCUCUCUCUGAGCUCUGAUGGAGUUUAUCACAGGAGAGAAACUCCGUCUAGUCCAGCAGCUGCAGAAAAGAAACUUUUAGGAGGUAUUUGAGACGAAUAAAGGACGAUCUGAGUUGUUGUUUGUAAAGUCCCGUCAGAGCUGAAACCACCGUCUUAAAAACUGGACUCAUUUUCUCAACUCAAUCUGCAUCUUUCUGUCUCUCUCAGCUAUGUCCAAUCCAGUGGACAGCCUAUCAGAGGGCCCCGUGUACACAUCCAGGAUCGGGAUGACCGAGGACUCUCUCGCCGUCAUGGAGCGAAGCAGAAGCUCUGGAGAACCCUGGGAUCUAGGAGAGACCAAACCAAACGUGGACACCCUGGAGCGCAGCAUCCCGGGCCUCUACCUCUCCUGCUUCGACAUGCUCCUCACGGAGGACGCCGCCUGGGUGGUCAAAGUCUCAGAUGCCUCCCCGUCUCUGGCUGUACCACCUCCUCGCAUGGAGCCCAGGGAGGAGCCGGAGCAGUGCCCGGUCAUCGACAGCCAGGAGCAGGGGCUCUCUCCGGGGCUGGAGGGUCAGGAGGAGGAGCGCUCUCUGGAGCAGGUGCAGAGCAUGGUGGUGGGAGAGGUGCUGAAGGACAUCGAGACGGCCUGCAAGCUGCUCAACAUCACUCCAGGUAGGUUCUUCAUCGUGGUCAUCAUCUCCAUGUUCAAGGUUCCUACAUGAGAGCUCCAUCAUGUAUGACUGAAGACGAGUCUUUGGGUUUAGGCUGUUGGGAGAGGAGAACCAGGGUCCUGGUAAAAGAUCUCCUGAUAAUAAAACUCAGAAAUAAAACAGGAAACCAAAAUUAAAAAGGUCCAUGAAGAUUUUUUUACACGCUCAGAGUCUCAUAAAUCCAUCGUUGGAGGGUCAACAGUUUAUAAACAUGAACUGAAGAGAGAGAGAGAGAGAGAGAGAGAGAGAGAGAGAGAGAGAGAGAGAGAGAGAGAGAGAGAGAGAGAGAGCGUUAACAUCUCUGCAGAUAAUCACGCCACUUUAACGCCGCUCCAAACUCUGUGGUCAUUCUCUGUUUGUUAUUUACAUGAUAUCAAGUCAAAGUGAUGCCCGAAAAUGAACCAUUAUUAUGUCUAAUUCUGUACGACGGAGUAUUAGGGCCGCAUUAAGGAAAAAAAGUAAGACUCAGUAAUGACUUAAGAGAAUAAAGUCGUAGCUAAUAUUCUAACCUGUUGUUGGUUGUUGAAAUGAGCUGUGGAGCGUUUAGAUGAAUUGAACUUCAGUAGUUCGGUUUCACAAACAAGGAGAUACUAAAUUCUUUUGGUGUUUCAGCAUCACAUCGACAGAAGUAUCAGGACAUAUGAAGAAAUUCGUCUUUUCUGAUGACUUGUAGAGAAUCACUGUUUUUGAGGAGAAGGUUACCGCCGGUGUUGUGUCGACAUUUCAGAGACAGACGUGGUGUUCGUCGGAGCUCGACUCUCUCGGAAUCAUAAAUGUUGAUCAUCAGUUGGAUUGUUUCUCUUCCACAAAAGCUCCUGAUGAACCCACAGAUAACUCUGCAGCUGACCUGUUCAGACAUUUCCUCCUCCACAGACGCAGCUUUAAGACGAAAUUUACUUUACAACUUUAUUCUCAUAACUAAUGAUUUAACUACAACUUUAAUCUUCACUUCGUUUUUCUUAAUGUGGCCCUAAUACUCCGUCGUAAACUGUGGAACACAGUUUUACUAAAAUAAAGUGUGAGAUCUGAUAUCCUGUCGUGUGAAUAAAGAUGUUAAAGAAAAGAAAAUGAGUUAAAAGUUUUAAAAUUUUAGAAAAAGUCGAUUGAAGUUGUAAGAAAAGUUGAAUCAAACAGACACAGAAGCUCCAGUUCUUCCUCAGGUCUGAACACCUGUUACCGUCGACUCCAGAGGUCUGUUAGUCCACAGAAAUUUCACCCACAAAGACACAAAUCUUUAAAGCACACAGGACAUUUUUCAUGUCUGUCCUGUUAUUUGCUAAAAAAAAAGAAUUAUUGAUUCUCACUCCCAGAACCAACAGAUAUUUGUGUGAGCAGCUCAGGCGAGAUGACAGAUCUCCUAAAUAGUCUCCUGACUGACGCAGAGGCGUGUUUGCCUGCUCCAGGAUCUCUUUAAUCCUGACCUUUGCAUGAGUUCUCCUCCGCUGUGGCUCUGAAGGCUCUGUCCUGACAUUAGACGUGUACACAGUCUUAUGGGCGAGGUCUCUGCCGCUCAUAAAAGCAAACACAGUGAGAAUUAUGUAUUGUAAGACCUCUGGCUGCUGUAAACCCGUGAAAUCUCCAGAUGACACCUGCAGCGGCGUGAGAGAGUGACUGCAGUUUUAGUAAACUUUGCAUGUGUAAAAAAGACGCAGGAUACACACUUAGAGAAAAAAGAGAUAAGAGAUAAAAACAAACCCUCUUCACUCUGUUUGAUUGGUCAAUAACGUUACACCAGGUGAUCCCCUUCACACACACAAACACACACACACCUGACGGUUUUCUCACACAGACCCCAUAGAGUGGAGCAUGGGGAACGUGCAGAAGUGGCUGCUGUGGACCGAACACCUGUACAGGUUACCUCACGCAGGAAAGGCCUUCCAGGACCUGACAGGAAAGGAUCUGUGCGCCAUGAGCGAGGAGGAGUUUCGUCAGCGCUCGCCGCAGUGUGGAGACACGCUGCACGCUCACCUGGACAUAUGGAAGUCAGGUAUGUGACGUCCAGUUUGAAGAAUGAUGUUGAGGUUUGACUGCGUGUUCGAGUCCUAAUGUGCAUUUUUAUUGUGUUCACUUAUUUAGGAUCGUUUAAAACAUCCUCACAUUAGAAUUUUUUAGAGUUUUAAGGACGUACCGUCUCUUUGGAGGCGUGUCAGAUCUGCCACAGGUGGAGUUCAUCAUGUAGAGCGUUUAUUGAAGGUCUUCAUGCUCACGAACAUCUCCAUGACAGGUCUACAGAAGGUUGAUCUUUGGCUGUGUUCACACUGCAGGUCAACUCAGAUUUUUUAACCAUAUCUGAUGUUUUCAUCUAAGUGUGAACAGGUCAGUUCUGAUUGGUUCUGAUCCGACCCAGGCCUCUUCUGUAUGUGGAUAUAAAUCAGAUAUGUAUCCGAUGUGACUGCAGUGUUGACGCUCAGGUCACCUUCAUCCGACCUAUAUGUCAUCAAUAUGCGACAAACGUCACCAUUGUUCGAUAAUGUCAAGUCACGUCCUGCUUUGAGCGCAUGUGGGUCACUUCACGGACGCAUUCCAUUCACAUCAGAUUCUGCAUUCGUUGUUGUAUUGUGAACGACCGCACAAAAAGAUCGGAUUUAACAAAAAUUGUGCAUCAGAACCUGCAGAGUGAACGUAGACUUAGUUUCUCUGCCUCAGUUUCUACAUUUCGAGAGCGUAGACUCGUGAAAAUAGAAGCCUCUUAGAUAACUGUGCAGCAGGAAGCAAGAGGCCGAGACGAAGCAGAACUCUACAUCUAUGUAUCUAUACCCUCAGGGUUAGAUAUCAUAGCUGGUUUGAAGACAGAGUGUCUGAGUCUCCAGGUUAGCAGCUCUCUUGGUUUCCAUGUGAGGAGGUGACGGUCUCCUUAUGUUUGAUAUAAUGAGUUUAAUCUAGACUGCUGCCACUCUUGGGCUUUGUUUGUGCUGUUUUUGGUGGAAAUAUCAUAAUAUAUUGAAAUGUGUAUCCUUUUAGCGUACAGGUAGUGAUUUAUCAUGAACACAAAUCCGUCCGUCUUAUAUCCUCUUUAUUAUUGUCUGAGUUCACUGGGGGUCGAUUUCUACCCAGAAAUCCACAGCAGUGCGCGGCCUGAAAUCAAUGAUAGUCGUUUCACAUUUGUGAUUUAUGACAUAGUUUUUGGUGAACGCUUCAUGCAAAUGUGCAAAUAGAGAGAGAGAGAGAGAGAAACAGAGAGAGAGAGACAGAGAGUAGGGAAGGGUCACACAGGAGAGAAAGGGUUCAUCAGGUCUUUACUGGAUGUGUACACACAGGUAAUUGCUCAGGUGAAAGAGAGGAUUAGAUGCAGCUGAAUUAAUUUGAAAGGCGUGGUCCUCUCGUUUAACGUAUGUUAUAAUAACUCCAUAAAUAAAGUUUAAAAAACUGUGAACAAUAUUGAAGUUUAAAGUCAUUUCAAGUCAAACACAGUUUUGAUGAAAUGUUUUAUUUUCUCUGCAGCUGCCUGGAUGAAGGAGAGAUGCUCAGCUGGAGAAACUAAAACUACAGGUAGGUCUGAAAUAUUCAACUGUCGUCAUUAAAACCUGCACAGAGUCAAAUAAGGAGAGUUUGUCGUUGACUCCAUGAAUUUUUUUUUUAAUUGUUGUUUUUGUUGUUCAGUCGCCGAGGAGCUCUGGUCUGAGGCCGACUCGUCUUGUUCUGGUCAGCCCAUCCACCUGUGGCAGUUCCUCAGAGAGCUCCUGCUAAAACCUCACAACUACGGCCGCUGCAUCCGCUGGCUCAACAAAGAGAAAGGUAUCUUCAUUCAUUCAGAUGGUUACUGCAGCCAGCCAGCAGGGGGAGCUCUAAAUCUUACUCUUUCACAGCCAGUGAACACUGUUAGCAUCUGUUUUUAUAAUCAAAUAAAAUGGUUUUGACCAAUCAGAAUAUAGUUACUGCAGCCGCCCAGCAGGGGGAGCUAUAAGUGUUUUGUUUACACAGCCGGUGAACACUAUUAGCAUCUUUUUUCAAAAUCAAAUCAAAUAUAAUCAAAAUGAAUAAUAAUUAUGAAAUGGUUUUGACCAAUCAGAAAAUAGUGACUGCAGCCAGCCAGCAGGGGGAGCUCUACAUCUUACUCUUUCACAGCCAGUGAACACUGUUAGCAUCUGUUUUUAUAAUCAAAUCAAAUAUAAUCAGAAUAAAUAGUUAUUGUUAAAAUGGUUUUGACCAAUCAGAAAAUAGUUACUGCAGACAGCCAGUAGGGGGAGCUCAAAGUCUUUGUCUUUCAAAGUCGGUAAACACUGUUAGCAUCUAUUUUUAUAAUCAAAUCUGAGGUUAUGAGAAUAAACAAUAAUUGUAAAAUGGUUUUGACCAAUCAGAAUCUAGAUCAAUUUACAGUCUAUAUUAAAAAGUUAAUUUAAAUUUCUUUUUUUUUUUCGUCAGGUAUUUUUAAAAUCGAAGACUCGGCUCACGUUGCCCGACUCUGGGGACUCCGAAAGAACCGGCCCGCCAUGAACUAUGACAAACUGAGCCGCUCCAUACGUCAGUACUACAAGAAAGGCAUCAUCCGCAAACCUGACGUGUCUCAGAGACUGGUGUACCAGUUUGUUCACCCAGUAUGAGUCUGCAGCAAACUGGGACGAAGAGGAGACCUUAAAUCCCACGAAACUGUCCCACCAUGCACUCGAACUCUUCAUCCUGAGCUGAGAAGGUGACAUGGUUCACGGACACGUGCACUGACCAACCCCAUCGGUACACACUUCCAACACUGAAGCAACAGCUGGCAGACAGCUGCUGCAGCUGCAUGAAGGCUUAUCGGAGCAUCAGCCGAGAGGAAGAGACCAAACGAGGAGGCUGUUCAGGCUCUUUCCUCCUCCUCCUCCUGCUACAGCAGCA
Xyrichtys novacula (pearly razorfish) is the source of this 12321-nucleotide messenger RNA. The record is from the annotation of a GenBank genome assembly. Lineage: Eukaryota; Metazoa; Chordata; Actinopteri; Labriformes; Labridae.